Molecule: messenger RNA, 4511 nt
Organism: Bufo gargarizans (Asiatic toad)
Lineage: Eukaryota; Metazoa; Chordata; Amphibia; Anura; Bufonidae
Gene: CASTOR2
Product: cytosolic arginine sensor for mTORC1 subunit 2
Exons: 9
Coding region: 259-1248 (329 amino acids)
Biological process (GO): negative regulation of TORC1 signaling; cellular response to L-arginine
Cellular component (GO): cytosol
Source: RefSeq, a predicted model, not a curated record
GUUACAGUGUAGCACCAGCUGCUUUUUGCACUCUGGAGCCGCCGCUGUGCGAGUCUUCCUGAACUCAUUCAGCUUCUCAGCUUCCCCUCUCCCCGUGAUCCCCCUCUGUCUCCCCGUUCACUGCCCCUUCCUUCACUUUCCCCACCAGCAGCCCUGGGGGGCAUAAAAACCCCUCCAAAACGAUAAAGAUCUGCCAUCCACACAAAAGGCAACAACACUAUUCCCUCUAGAUGUUCUACAAAUGAGAAGAAGAAAAAGAUGGAACUGCAUAUCCUAGAGCACAGGCUAAAAGUAGCCAGCAUAGCCAAGGAGAACAUCCAGUUGUUUACCUAUGGAUUAAUCAAACUUGCCUUUUUGUCCUCCAAAACCAGGUGCAAGUUUUUCAGUCUGACUGAAACUCCAGAAGACUAUACUAUUAUCGUGGAUGAAGAAGGGUUUCUAGAACUACCAUCUUCAGAACAUUUAAGUGUAGCAGAUGCAACAUGGUUAGCCCUUAACGUGGUCUCAGGAGGAGGAAGCUCCUCCAGCUCCCAGCCAAUCGGAGUGACCAAAAUAGCAAAAUCAGUCAUAGCACCACUUGCAGACCAGAACAUCUCUGUGUUUAUGUUAUCCACUUAUCAAACAGACUUUAUAUUGGUACGUGAGAGGGAUCUGCCUUUUGUAAUGCACACACUGGCUGCAGAGUUUACCAUUUUGCAGGUGGUGAAUGGAGAAACUGUAGCUGCUGAUAAUCUUGGAGUAACAAAUGGAUUUGUGAAACCUAAGCUUGUUCAGAGGCCAGUUAUCCACCCACUUUCCAGUCCAAGCAAUAUGUUCUGUGUUACCAGCCUGGAUCCCUAUACCCUUCCAAGUGUGACUACACUCCUAAUGGAUGUUAUGUUUUACUCCAAUGGAGUAAAAGAUUCGGUGGUGGGCAGUGAGGAAUCUGGUCAUAUCCGCUUCUUUUCCUUCUCCCUCAUUGAGGGCUACAUUUCCUUGGUAAUGGAUGUACAGACACAGCAGAGGUUUCCUAAUAAUUUGCUGUUUACAAGUGCGUCGGGCGAGCUUUGGAAGAUGGUUCGUAUAGGCGGACAACCUCUAGGUUUCGAUGAAUGCGGGAUUGUUGCCCAAAUCUCGGAACCUUUAGCUGCUGCUGACAUCCCAGCAUAUUAUAUCAGUACCUUUAAAUUUGAUCAUGCACUGGUACCCGAAGAAAACAUCAAUGGUGUCAUUAAUGCUCUUCAGGUCAGCCAAGCAGAAAAGCAUUAGAAGUCUUCUGGCUGGUGGCUAGCUUCUUUUUAUUAUCUGUGCAGUAUUUCGAAACAAGCUGAAUCUCAUGAGGUGCCAUGAAGGAAGAGAGACACUGAAAUAGAGAUGAAUGUGAAAGUCUUCAGCAAGUUUUUUUGUUUUCUUUUUAUUCUCUUAUGUUAGUUUCCAAAGUGUUCUGUAACGUUCCUGCUAACUUGGUAUGGGGAAAAAAAGAGAAAACCAGGAAAAAAGUAAAAAAGAUAAAGAAAAAAAAAAGAAAAAAAAUCAUUGCACAGUUGCAAUUAGUUAUUACCGGGAUGCUGUGCAGCCUUGUCUGUAGACAUGAUCUGCACCUUAUAGAUGAGUGUGAAAAUUUUGUUCUGAAACGUGUGUGGAAAGUGUUAGACGCUUGAAAAAGGAAUGAACAUCACAAAAUGGUAAAGAAUAUUGCACUGUAUCCAUCUACUCCUCGUCACGCGUCUCAAAAAGAUUGUAAUACCACAACUAGUACUACAUGUUGAAUAGUCCUGCGCCUCUUAUCCUUGCCAGUUCCUGAGAGCAAUAGAUUGCAGGCUGCUCCUGCUUGAGACACGGAUUGAAGUUUGUUGGGCAGAACCAAUGAUCCCCAUCAGCUGAUCGCACUGCAGUUUCCAUGCAGAGAUGAAAGAGGGAGUGUUGGCAGCUUUGUAUAGUUCUCUGCACCUUGACUCUGCUUUGACCCCCUUUUAUUUCUACGCAUGGUGAACUGUGUUAUUGUUGUGUUUUUGUUUCAUAGUGACUCUUCUAGCCCAAAAAAAAAAUAACCUUUUUCAGAGGAUUUUAAUUGUUGAACCAUGCCCACCCCAGUCAUGCAAGCAUCAUCUCUUUGGACUUGUUUUCAAAGUCCCCUCAAAAGGCAAAAAAAAAGUGCUUUGCUGCAGAAAAAAUAAUAAUAAUUUUGACAUCAGUGGUUCAUAAACUGGUUUCAUUUGAUUAUUGAGCGAAGAAAAGAGAAUCUGCUGUAUGUUAAGAGUGGAUCUUCACUCUUAGAGUUUGAGUCUUCGUCAUAACCCUUCACUGUUACACUAUAUAUUAUAGGCUAUCCCUUGAAAUACUGUCAGUUUUAUCUUGUGUGAAUUUCUACAUCUAGGCGCUUAUGCCACACAGAGGACUACUGUACUAAAGACUGAAUACCAAGUCGUGGCAGACAUUAGGGUAUCUAUGCCGUAUUAUGGUAAAUCAGAUUUUGAGUUUUUCUUUUCUACUUACGUUAUUUUCCAUAUCGUUUUGUGAUAUUUGCGAGUGCCACGCCUAACCUUUCUCCUCGAAGAGGCAGACAUUUAACCUUUGAGGUUGUCAGUCACCUCCUACAAUAACAUACUGACCAGUACAGGUAUAACCACAGAAGGGCUGUCUCUGUUGGGGGAAGAGGCUAUGAUAAUUUAGAUUUAUACACAAUCUACGACAGGCAUCCUCAAACUGCGGCCCUCCAGUUGUUGCAAAACUACAACUCGCAGCAUGCCUGAACAGCCUACAGGUAUCAGCCUACAGCAGGGCAUUGUGGGAGUUGUAGUUUUACAACAGCUGGAGGGCCGCAGUUUGAGGAUGCCUGAUCUAAGACAAUGGCAUUGAUCUCAUAUUUGCAUUUGACCUCUAGAAUUUUUGCAUAUUAUUAAGGGUCAACAAAAUAGGUUGAGGUUGAAUGUAAUUUACCAGAUUUUUAAAGGGGUUCUCCAGGAAAAAAAAAAAAAAAAAAAAAAAAAUGAAACUACUGAAAAAUCAUGUUAUUAUACAUAACUUUCUAAAUGCCUUUCAUUAUUUAUAAUGGUUCGUUUAGUCUAGGGACAGUCGGGAGAAAUUAAAAUGGCCAUUGUCAGAUUACUAAGCAUGGAAUCCGUCCUAAUUACUGUACAUAGCAGGAUGUCAGAAUGCAGAGCACAGGAGCCCCAUGGAAGCUGCUCUGACUGUGACUCUUAUGUGCAGACCACACCUGAGGGAAGCACUCAUCUGUGUCCAUGGGCCUUAGAAUAGAGCUCACCUGGUACUCAAAGGCUGAAGUGUAGGAAUGAAGACCAGACACACACUGCUGUGGGAGAGGUAGGUCAUUGCAAAACUCUUCAGCCUGUGAGUACAAUUCUUUUGUUUCCUGGAGAACCCCCUUGAUGAACAGUUUAGAUUUUCUUUGGCUGAAAGCUAUUCAUCUCGACCGCCCAUACACGUGUGUUUGUCUGAGUUUGCAUGUGUUCUGAAUGAGGAAAGGUGAAUAAGCUGAUGCUAGACACCUCUGGUGAUGGCUUAUCUCCUCUGAGAAGAAAAGGAUUGCGAAUAUUGAAAUCCAAGAGCCUGAUCCUUCUUUUCCCUAAUCGAGACAUCCCUAUACACUUUAGAUGAUUGGGUGGUCACUCUGAAAACAGCUUGUAUUCCUCUAAUGUUUUACCGUUCAUUUUGAAAAUACAUCAAUUUUAUUACAUUUAUUGUUACUGUUCUUGGUCUAUUUAGCCAUCUAAAAGUCAAUAAUCUCCCGUUCAUAAAAUCUAGAUAUUACAUAGUUCUUAACUAAUUGCAAGACACUAAUAAUCCUACCAAUAAUCACAGAUGACAUUAUGAUAUAAUAGACCUCUUCCUAGUAGACAUAUCCUGGCAAGCACCUGUAAAGUAAAGGCUUCAAUUUUUCUGAAACUUUAACAUAUGCAGUAUCCAGCCAAUAAGAAUCCAUAUCAACGUAUUUAAAGAUUUGUGUUUGGAACUUAAAAUAAUCAUAUCACUGGUCAUGAACCCUUCAUGUAUGUAAAUUGAUUCACUUCUCUUGCACUAUCAUUACAAACAGUUGUGAAAAGGCACCAUCAUAUGACCAUUCGUGCCAUCAUUUUGCCCCUUUUGGUUUUCUGCCAGUGCAUACAGACACUGCACAGUAAGAUGAAUAAAAACUAAAGUUUCUGUAAAGUUACAUUCUGUCCACAUCAUGGUCACCUUUGUUUCUGUCCGUACAAUGCAUACCAACUGCGCCUAUCAGCCCCAUUGACUUAUAAUAGGUCUUGUCUGGUUCUGCUAUGGUGUCUGUCAUUUUCAUUGGAAAAAAAAUCACUGCAUGCAGCAUUAUAUUUUUGUGUGAAAUGUGAUUGAUUCUGCAUUGCAGGUUCCUUGCAGAACCUACAGCACAUACUGGUGAACCUCGAAAAGUUAGAAUAUCGUGCAAAAGUCCAUUUAUUUCAGUAAUGCAACUUAAAAGGAAUUGCGUUAAUGCAGCUUAAAGUUAGAAUAUUGUGAAAAGGUUCAAUAUUCUAGGCUCAAAGUGUCACACUCUA